Messenger RNA from Cryphonectria parasitica EP155, 2456 nucleotides. RefSeq lists its product as uncharacterized. The transcript has 5 exons. Lineage: Eukaryota; Fungi; Ascomycota; Sordariomycetes; Diaporthales; Cryphonectriaceae. The record is from RefSeq and is a predicted model, not a curated record. Gene Ontology annotation, cellular component: transcription factor TFIID complex. Gene Ontology annotation, biological process: transcription initiation at RNA polymerase II promoter. Gene Ontology annotation, molecular function: RNA polymerase II general transcription initiation factor activity; protein binding. Bases 309 to 2456 code for a protein of 715 amino acids.
ACGGCCUCAACUCCAUCAACAACCGACACGCUUUCAUUUUCUUAUAUCAGACACAAACCUUUUCAUUGAUUCAGCAUUCCCAUUUGGUCUCGGAAUGGUGUGAUCAAAAAACAAAAAUCGCACUGAACCUUGAGACUGGCAUGUUCCUGUCGACAACAGAAGACACAACAUUGUUCAGAUAAACUUGGAGACUGGGUGUGAAAGACACCAAGGCCAGCAACCAAUAUCACCCUGCUUCAGAGCCCAUCUCAGAUCAAACAGAGUCACACAGACAAAUCAAAAAAACAUCGAAACAAAUAUAGACGAAGAUGUCAGCACCAGGGGGAGUCGGCGCUGGCGCCAGCCAGCCACCAAGACCAGCAGCUGUGACCUCCGGAGCACCGACUGCACCGCCAGCACAACAGACCCCACAGAACUUGAAUCAGAUUGUCACGGACUACUUGCUCAAGCGAGGGUUUCAUCGAACUGAAGAAGUCUUUCGUAAGGAGUCUUCUAACCUCGGACCUGAUGGUAGACCCCAGCACAAGUCUACCGACGUUAUGGGCGCGAAGAAGUACGCGAAGGCAUUUGGCUUACUGAAGAAAUUUGUUGAGAGCAGCCUCGACUAUUACAAGUACGAGUUGAACAAAUUCUUAUGGCCUGUUUUCAUCCACUCAUAUCUGGAGCUCGUUGAGAGCAAGUACCCGGAUGACGCCAAAUCAUUCCUCGACACCUUCAAGGGCGCCUUCGAGCUCGCCCACGCGGACGAUCUCAAGCUACUCGCGACCAUCACGCUGCCUGCUCACGUUGACGAGAACAAUACCACGAAGCUUUUCAAGACCACCAAAUACCGCAUCCCCGUCACCGACAAAGCCUACGACUUGAUGAUCGCGCACUUGGAGAAGGAAUACGACAAUGGCGGCCAGACCAUCAUCCGACUGCUCUCUGCCUAUUGCGCCGUCAAGAUCGUGGACCGCGGUCUUGCGAAUCCCUUCAGCUUUACUGCCAUACAUGAGAAGCAGAAGAGCACACAGGUCAACCAGUCGGAGCUUCUUGAGGGCGUUCCCGGUGCUUUCGAAGGUGUCAGAACCGAUGCCGCUCCCAGUGGUCCGCUCAAGCUGGGUCCUUUUGCCAUGGACCCCGAACUGCAGGGUGAGGUCCGCUCUGAGCUGACCCUUGAGGAUCAGCUCCACCCUCCCGCCGACGGCAAGCCUAGCCUGGUGGAGGAGUUUGAGCACAAGAUCAAGCGUGAGGAGAGCGCUGACGGGCCUUCUCGUGGAGAGCUUCCCUUGCCUGCCCCUCGAGCUCGAGACGUGGUGAAUGAGGUAGAGAAGCUCAAGGAAUACCGAGACCGAUUUCGGAUGGAUGGCAGGACGGGCGGCGUUGGUCCUGGCGUGUCUGUGUGCAUGUACACUUUCCACAACACACUCGGACAGUAUAACUGCAUCGAGUUCUCCAAUGACCAGAGGAUGGUGGCAGUGGGCACUAUGGACUCUUACAUUCGCGUCUGGAGUAUGGAUGGUAGUCACCUGAAGAGCAUGUUGGACCGUGGCGAGGUGAAGAAGCCAACGAACAACCGCAUGCUUAUUGGUCAUUCUGCGCCUGUCAUGGGCAUCUCCUUCAGCGACGCGGUCAACUGGCCGGACUAUCGAGACGCCAACCCCAACAGCAAGGGUCCUCCACUGUUGCUGUCUUGCUCGGCUGACGGCGAGAUCCGCCUCUGGAACCUUGACACUUGGAUGUGCCUGUGCAAGUUCAAGGGCCACAAUGGUCCCGUAUGGCGGAUUCAAUGGGGCCCUCAUGGCCACUACUUUGCCAGCGGAGGCCGUGACAAGGUUCUCCGUAUCUACAGCCAGGACCAAGUGACGGCGGUUCGUGAGUGUGUUGGCCACGACGACAACAUUUGCGCCAUCACCUGGCACCCCAAUGGCACCUACGUCUUUUCAGCGUCUGACCAAACUGACAAGUCAAUCCGCAUGUGGUCUGUCGUCACUGGCGAGUGCGUCCGGGUCCUGACAGGUCAUACCGAUGAUAUUGGCGUGCUUGAGUGCGCAUCCAACGGCAAGAUCCUGGCGAGUGCGGACUGGAGCGGCAAUAUUCUCCUCUGGGAUAUCGAGAAAGGCACCCUGAUCAAAAAGAGCCGCGGCCAUGCCAAGACUGGUAUCCUUUCUCUGAGUUUCAGCGUCGAGUCCACCGUUCUUGUCUCUGGUAGUCUGGACGGCACCGUCCGGAUCUGGGAUGUUGAGCUGCCCGCCGACGGUACCAAGACCGCUGCCGCCACAGGCCCGGAUGCUAACAUCCAGCUGCAGAGCAACACGACCAUUAGUAAUGACACCAUCAUGAAGAAAGGCAAGGAGGCACAGAUCACUGCUGAUCAGAUCAGCGUCUUCCCCACCAAGAAGACACCUCUCAAGAAGGUCAAGUUCACACGCAUGAAUCUUGUCAUCGCUGCUGGCUGCUACGAGGGUGGACCUUGA